CAGAUCCACAGCCAUCAGGGAAAACUUGGCCACUUUUCACUGAGAUUUAUAUCCGAAGAUGUGUCAGCCUGCCUGAGCUUUCAACUUUCAGCUGAAGACUUUGAGCAACCUUGCGUUUUUAAUUGGUCUGUUUCAGGUCUGGUUGAAAAAUGGAGCAGGAAGCAGAGAGUAUGGUGGAGCUGAAGACCAAGCAGCAAUCAGAAACUCUGCUCUACACCUACUUUCAGGGAGACAUCAACAGCAAGGUGGAUGAACAUUUCUCUCGAGCACUGAGAAAACUCACCAAACCAAAGGGAGACAACAGUAAGAACAAGAGAACCCGCAGAUCUGCCAAAACCGAGCAGCCAAGCUCCAGCAGCUGGGAUGUGUCUUCAACCCCACACAUCGAAUCUUCUUUUGCCUCACGACGGAUUCAGCUUGGCAGACACGAACUGCAACAAACGAACCCUCGUCUGCCACCGAUUUCUCCUGCAGAGAAGUCCACCAUAUGGCCUGGUGGUCCCCGGCAGGGUGCCAGCUUGGUGCUGCCUCCCAUGGUGUAUCCCUCUGCUGUGUCUGCUGAUGGUUUGGUGGUGCCUGACCAACAGUACAGUAAUUCCCUUUUACACCUGCUCCACAGUGACCGCCCUGAUCUGGGCACCAUUGUGGUCGGCUCCUCUAAACAGGAGUUUAUGUCAGGCUGGACAAGACAUCCAGGAAUUGAAGAUCAGAUGAUGCCCCAUCACAGCCUUGACUCCGGUAUGCAGAUGAUGGAGAAGAAUGAUUUGUAUUGGUAUUAGUGGAGGACUGUUGCUGUUUUCUUAGAGCUGUUGAAAAGACACUGCCUCUCAAGAACAAGGAAGUGCUGCCUCUCUUUUAGUUUUUACCGAUUUAAUGAAUUCAGAACCCUGCAAUGCUUCACUUGGGAGCUCCUACGCAUGUUGAAAAAAUACAUGUGUAGACUAACCUGUUUAGGAACUGGCUCAUCACGUACUACUACAGCACUGCGAGUUAUAAAGGACAUCCCUCAGGCUAUGUGAGGGAAACUGGAGGACGGUGUGUAGCUCUUCAGUGUGGAUGUAGGCAGCACAUUUCAAAAGACUUCCACAACAGCGAGCAGAAACCUCAACAGUGCGACAAUUCAUGGAACCUAUCUCAGAGAUAUUUACUUGUUAGGCUUUCAGUUAGACCCAAUCACAAUAUAUUUGCAAAUUAAAGCACCUUAGAAGUAUUCAGUGUGUCUAAUUCAAUGUCUAAUAUUUCUCAUUAUGAGAUCUUAUCGUAUAUAAUAGUGAAAAGUAAAAUUUUAACAAGCAUUGAAUUUCAAAAACUUUUCAGUAAAGUACAAAUCUUCCCAAACAACACUAAAGUUCUAGUAACAAAGCAUGAUUACACACAGUACAGUAUUUUCCACCUCAGUAAAUG
Pygocentrus nattereri (red-bellied piranha) is the source of this 1404-nucleotide messenger RNA. It is a transcript of the gene vgll1l, whose product is annotated as vestigial like family member 1. NCBI's taxonomy places the organism in Eukaryota, Metazoa, Chordata, Actinopteri, Characiformes, Serrasalmidae. Gene Ontology annotation, cellular component: nucleus. Gene Ontology annotation, biological process: regulation of transcription by RNA polymerase II. The record is from RefSeq and is a predicted model, not a curated record. The transcript has 4 exons. The coding region runs from base 150 to 779 and encodes 209 amino acids.